CUGAAAGUCUGGUAAUCUUCAGGAAAACCAAAGCACUUCCUGUGGCGUUGAGAUAUUGAAAAAAUCCGAAUAAAUCAUUGCACGAAACAGUAAAACCACAAUCAGGCAAUUAUUUGCUUUAGCUUCGUAGCUGUGACCUGCAUAUCACUGAUAACGCUAAUAAUCCAGUCAAUACUAGUAGUAUUGUUAGCCUGAGCCAAAGAUGAACUUAUCUUACUCGCACUGUGACAAAUUACAAAUAAAGAUUGGCUCCCAUCGAAGCCAUUAACAUCAGCGCAUUUUAGCUCAAAUAUUUGCCUGGUGAUAAUGCUUAAUGAUGUUGUGCCUAAGUAGAAAAUGACGAUAGGCAACUGAGUCCUAAUCCUGCUAACGAGGAACAUUCCUGGGAUGUUCCUGCAAUUAAAUCGUCGCACAAUGCUCGUUAUUUGAACCGUUCAGGAGACUUCGGCAAAUACCAGGGCUGGCAGUUUGCGUUGCACAUUCUGUCUGCGGUGACCGCAGGCCUCAAUAUGCUCUCCCUAGUGACAGUAGCCGCUGUUCCAGACCAUCGAUGCAAAAUCCCGGGAGAAAACGGCUCCAGCUUCCACAACGCCACUUCCAUAGCUGACUACAUCCCCAUGCUGCCCAACGGUAAGAUGGACAGCUGCGCCCUCAUAAACUCCACCAGCAAUUCCAGCUACCGCUGCGACCAAUGGGUGUUCGAUGACACCUACUACCAGUCCUCCACAGCCAUGGAUUGGACGUUUGUCUGCGACCGCAGGUGGAUGGGCGCAGUCGCUCAGUCCAUGUACAUGUUCGGAGUGUUCACUGGGGCAGUUUGGCUGGGCAACAUGGCCGACAAGUAUGGCAGGAAGCCGAUUUUCUGCUGGUCGGCCCUCCUGCAGCUCAUUCUGGGGGUUGGGGUGGCCUUCGCCCCCAACUACUACUCGUUCAUCAUCAUUCGCUAUCUGUAUGGUAUCGUCGGCUCAGCUGGCAGCUACAUUCCUGGAUUCGUGCUCACGAUGGAACUAGUGGGGGCGAGCAAGAGAUCCAUGUGCGGCAUCUCAUUCCAAGCCGCCUUUGCCUUCGGAUUCAUGCUAGUGGCCGGAUGGGGGGCUUUGAUCAAAGACCGAAUAUUGCUCCAAGUAGUCUAUGGAUGCCACGCCCUCGUCCUCAUGGGCCACUUCUGGCUGAUGGACGAGUCGCCUAGAUGGCUGUGGGCAAAUGGGCGCACGAAGGAAGCGGUGGCCAUUAUCCAGAAGGCCCUCAAAACCAACAAAAUCGACAAAACAAUCGAUGUCUCCAAGUUGGCGAAUGAGGCGCCUCCAAGUGCUGGAGGUGAAGAGGCCGGAAUGCUCGACCUGUUCAAGACGCCCCGCUUGAGGAAGAUGACCCUCAACAUCUGCCUGGCUUGGUUCGCCAACUCGCUCGUCUACUAUGGACUGUCUCUCAACACCGGAAGCCUCAAAGGCAACCCCUACUUGAUCCUCUUCAUUAUGGGGAUGGUGGAGAUCCCCAGCUACGUGAUCACGGUGUUUGCAAUGGAUAGACUGGGCAGGCGCUUUAUCACCUCCACCAACAUGAUCUUGGGCGGACUGUGCUGUAUCGUCGCCGCCAAUCUCACUAUGGGCGGCUCCCUCUCCACUUGGUUUGUCUUCAUCGGCAAGUUUCUGAUCGCCAGCUCAUUUGCAGUGGUUUACAACUACUCGGCCGAGCUGUUUCCCACUGUGAUCCGCAACUCGGCCAUGGGACUGGGCUCCAUGUGUGCCAGGACCUCCGGAGCGCUCACUCCUCUCAUCAUCCUCUUUGACUCAUUCGAUCCCAAGUUGCCUUCGACGAUUUUCGCGGUGAUUUCCCUCAUCUCCGGCCUCCUCACGCUCUUCCUGCCGGAAACUUUGAACAAAGACAUGCCGCAAACCAUUGAGGAUGGCGAGAACUUCGGGCAAGGCGACACGUGCUUUACCAGCUGCCUGCCAACGAAAGUCAAGGAGGAACGCGCGAAGUCUUUGAGGGAAUUGGAGCCGCUCAAAACUUGACCAGAGCAGGGUGGGGGCCUCACUUGCCAAGGAACUGUUGAGGGUUUUGCGGGCGAAUCUGCAAUAUACAGGGAGUCGAAGAA
Molecule: messenger RNA, 2098 nt
Organism: Dendroctonus ponderosae (mountain pine beetle)
Lineage: Eukaryota; Metazoa; Arthropoda; Insecta; Coleoptera; Curculionidae
Product: organic cation transporter protein
Exons: 5
Coding region: 510-2015 (501 amino acids)
Biological process (GO): transmembrane transport
Cellular component (GO): membrane
Molecular function (GO): transmembrane transporter activity
Source: RefSeq, a predicted model, not a curated record